CACCUGUAGCUCGGACUGGUUCAUUGCCCGUGCGAAAGAUGGCCGCAAAGACUUCACGUUUCUCCGCGGGAUAAAGUGUGCGCACGCCUCGCUAGUACCAUCUAAGCCCAUUGGAUAAACUUGGAGUAUCGUCAGCGUUGAUUGGCUGAAAAGGGCGGAAGGGAAAUCAGCCAGCGAGUUGAUUGGCGUGGACAUUCGCGGGAUAGUGUUUGUGGCGCCAAGUAGAGCCAGAUUUCUUCUAGCUGGGAAACUGCGGGAUUCCUCGGGCUCCAAGUGGACUCUGUGGACACCGGCCCCGCCACAGCCCUCGGGGUGCUGAGGCCAACAUGUGGAAUAGUGGAUUCGAUGGAGGCUAUGGGAAUACUUCCUACGGAGGUGGUUACACGCAGCCCCCUGGGGGGUUCGGCACGCCUACUGCUUCUCAGGCUGAAAAGAAAUCAAGAGCACGAGCCCAGCACAUUGUCCCUUGUACCAUAUCACAGCUCCUUUCUGCCAACCUUAUUGAUGAAGUAUUUAAGAUUGGAGAGAUCGAGAUUUCACAGGUCACUAUCGUGGGAAUAAUCCGACAAGCAGAGAAAGCACCAACUAACAUUGUUUACAAAAUAGAUGAUAUGACUGCUGCACCGAUGGACGUCCGACAGUGGGUAGACACUGAUGAUGCAAGCAGUGAGAAUACCGUGGUACCACCAGAAACCUAUGUGAAAGUGGCAGGUCAUCUCAGGUCUUUCCAGAACAAAAAGAGCCUGGUGGCAUUUAAAAUUCUUCCUCUAGAAGAUAUGAACGAGUUUACCAUCCACAUCCUGGAAACUGUCAAUGCUCAUAUGAUCCUGAGCCAACCCAUCGGCCAGCUCUCAGCAGGAAGACCAUCUCUCCACCCUUCUGGAAUAGGGGAUGCAGGAGGCUUUGGGGGAAACAGCUUUGGUGGGAACAGCCUUAUGCCAGCAAAUGGCCUCACUGUAACCCAGAAUCAGGUGCUGAGUUUGAUUAAAGCUUGCCCAAGGCCAGAAGGCAUGAACUUUCAGGAUCUCAAGUCUCAGCUCCACAACUUAAAUGUGUCUGUAAUCAAGCAAGCUGUUGAUUUUCUGAGCAAUGAGGGACACAUCUAUUCCACCGUGGAUGACGAUCACUUCAAAUCCACAGAUGCAGAGUGAUUCAACAGCUGGGUCUACUUUCAUGAGAGCCUCAACUCCCCCCAAGCAUCGAUUUGGUCUAGUGACUUGGACAAGGUUUUCCCAUGGACGCUCUCAAACGCCCCCUCAGACUUUCUGCUCUCCAUCUCCUUUUGAUGCUCCAGUUAACACCAAGCAUACUUACCAGCCAGCUAGCAAAAACUUGCAGGGGUGUUUGGACUUGGUGGAGGGAGGCCCCAGAGGAGUCAGGAAAAUAUUAUUUAAAAGAGGGUUUGAAAACUUGUGUCUUAAAGCUUCCCUGCCUCAGGAGAAAGUGGGCAGGACUGGGUGUCGUGGGGUGAGCCAGGGAAGCAAGGUGAGCCUUGUUUGCAGGGUGUGGCUUCCAGGAUACUUGCAGAUGUGCUGCUCACUUCUUCAGGCACUGGGGGUGACUGGAUGGAUACGUGUGUGCCUAUCAUAGAAAUGCAUCAUGAUGCUGAAGACCAUAAGGGAAGAUCAUUAGGUAGAGUACAAAAUAAAUAUUCUAAUCUUUGGUUAACA
Dromiciops gliroides (monito del monte) is the source of this 1670-nucleotide messenger RNA. RefSeq names its product replication protein A2 (gene RPA2). Gene Ontology annotation, biological process: DNA replication; nucleotide-excision repair; double-strand break repair via homologous recombination. Gene Ontology annotation, molecular function: DNA binding. The record is from RefSeq and is a predicted model, not a curated record. The coding region runs from base 327 to 1151 and encodes 274 amino acids. The transcript is spliced from 9 exons. Lineage: Eukaryota; Metazoa; Chordata; Mammalia; Microbiotheria; Microbiotheriidae. Gene Ontology annotation, cellular component: site of double-strand break; chromosome, telomeric region; DNA replication factor A complex.